AUCAGAGUCGAUACGUUCGUGCCUUUGAAAACGCCACCCUUGUAGCAGGCUGCUCCUCUCUUAUUCUCCAAUCCGCAUUUUUACCAGAUUUUGGUUCGUGUCGUUCCUUUUAGCUGUGCGCGUCUCCCUCUUAGGCUCAACACUCGUUAGGACCGUUACCGGCUGCACAACGUUAGGCCUCAGUUUAAUGCUUGGUUAAGGAGAUGGAGCUUGUGUGAUGUAACUUGUAAUUCUUCAAGCUUGAUGUUGUACUGGGGAAAUGAUUGUUUAGAGAUGUUUGAUUUUCAUUAUAAGGAUGUGGUUGAGGAUCUGGGUCAUGAAGUUAUACCAUUGAUGUAACUGAUCUUGGAUGGACUGCUUGUUGAAAAUUUAAUGUUGUUUACUAUUGGGCUUUGGUGCAUUUGUUUUGGAGGGAUGAUAAGGGGUUUAGGGUUUGAGUUAAUGGAUGAUCAUUAGUCUGUGGUUGUAAUGUGGACAGGCAGGAGGCAGCGGCUGUUGUGGUGUUGGUGGUGGUGUGGUGUUUUUGCUGAUCAGUGGAGUUAGUGGUUAAAUAAGAGUUAUUUUGAACAUGAGUUCAGACAGCAGGAGCCGGAGCCCGAGCAGGACCAGGAGCAGGAGCCGGAGCCCAAUGGAUCGUAAGAUCCGCUCUGAUCGGUUUUCUUAUCGUGGUGCACCUUACAGACGAGAGUCUCGUCGGGGUUUCAGCCAAAGCAAUCUGUGCAAGAACUGCAAGCGGCCUGGACAUUUUGCUAGAGAGUGCCCCAAUGUGGCUAUAUGUCAUAAUUGUGGCCUUCCAGGGCAUAUUGCUUCGGAGUGCACCACAAAAUCACUUUGUUGGAAUUGCCGAGAACCUGGGCAUAUGGCCAGCCAUUGUCCAAAUGAGGGCAUCUGUCAUACUUGUGGCAAGGCUGGACAUCGUGCUAAAGAGUGCACUGCUCCACCACUGCCACCUGGGGAUUUGAGGUUGUGCAACAAUUGUUAUAAGCAGGGCCAUAUUGCAGCUGAUUGUACAAAUGACAAGGCAUGUAACAACUGUAGGAAAACGGGUCACUUGGCACGCGACUGUCAAAAUGAUCCUAUUUGCAACAUGUGCAAUGUAUCUGGGCAUGUGGCUAGACAAUGCCCGAAAGCAAAUAUGCUUGGAGAUCGACGCAGCAGCGGUUACCAAGACAUUGUAUGCAGGAACUGUCACCAGUAUGGCCACAUGAGCAGGGAUUGCGUGGGUCCAUUAAUGAUCUGUCACAACUGUGGUGGGCGAGGACACCGCGCAGUUGAGUGCCCUUCUGGAAGGAUGAUGGAUCGCUACCCUCGAAGGUUCUACUGAUAGAUGAUGGAUUGUAUGGUUUCCAGUUUAACAAGUAUUGAUUGACUGUUGAAAGUUAAUAGACAUUCUGAGUAGUCAUUUGGAACUAUAUUUGACAGGCGAUGUGGAGCAUUUACUUUUGAGACAGGGUUAGAUAUAGUUUUAUAGGGUUUGUCUUUGAAAUAAUCACUUUAUGAAGCAGGAUGCUGCUAAUGUUGCCAGAUUUGUGGUCCAUUGUAAUCUCCUAUCCUAGGUCGAGGUGUUUACCUCGUCAACCACUGCUCUCCCCCUUUUUUUUUUAUUUAUUUUUUAUAUGGGUUUUGUGUUGUUGUCAAGGCUCUGUUUGGUAUAAAGUUUUGAUCUGUCUUAGAAUUUUGCUUAUGUCAUCUUACCAUCUAAAAUUUUUGUAA
Messenger RNA from Jatropha curcas, 1713 nucleotides. The record is from RefSeq and is a predicted model, not a curated record. Lineage: Eukaryota; Viridiplantae; Streptophyta; Magnoliopsida; Malpighiales; Euphorbiaceae.